GAGUCAGUGAAGCCAUGUCUAAAUAAUCGUGUUUCACUGCUCAUUUUUUCUAGUAGAGAGUCUGUGCAAUUCACUUCUUGAAUAGAAACACCUAACUGUAGUCAAACAUGUCUACGGAAGUUGCACCUGACCAGGCUGCAGAGUACAUCCCCGAAAAGGUGAAGAAGGCAGAGAAGAAAUUGGAAGAAAAUCCUUAUGACCUCGACGCUUGGAGCAUACUGAUUCGAGAAGCACAGAAUCAACCAAUUGAUAAAGCAAGGAAGACAUAUGAACGACUUGUUGCCCAGUUCCCAAGCUCUGGUAGAUUUUGGAAACUAUACAUUGAAGCUGAGAUCAAGGCAAAAAAUUAUGACAAGGUUGAAAAGUUAUUUCAAAGAUGCCUCAUGAAGGUUCUGCACAUCGACCUGUGGAAGUGCUAUCUGUCAUAUGUCCGAGAGACCAAGGGGAAGCUGCCCAGCUACAAAGAAAAGAUGGCACAAGCCUAUGAUUUUGCCUUGGACAAGAUUGGAAUGGAGAUUAUGUCAUACCAGAUUUGGGUGGACUAUAUCAACUUCCUCAAAGGAGUUGAGGCAGUGGGGUCGUAUGCAGAGAACCAGCGAAUCACAGCAGUACGCCGGGUUUACCAAAGAGGCUGUGUAAACCCCAUGAUCAAUAUCGAACAGUUGUGGAGAGACUAUAGUAAAUAUGAGGAGGGUAUUAAUGUGCACCUUGCCAAAAAAAUGAUUGAGGACCGCAGCAGAGAUUAUAUGAAUGCCAGGAGAGUGGCUAAGGAGUAUGAGACGGUAAUGAAGGGUCUAGACAGAAAUGCACCGUCAGUGCCACCCCAAAACUCGCCACAGGAAGCCCAGCAGGUGGACAUGUGGAAGAAAUACAUUCAGUGGGAGAAGAGCAACCCUCUGCGCACAGAAGACCAAACACUCAUCACCAAGAGGGUGAUGUUUGCUUAUGAGCAGUGCCUUUUGGUACUUGGCCAUCACCCAGAUGUGUGGUACGAAGCAGCACAGUAUCUGGAGCAGUCCAGCAAGCUGCUGGCAGAGAAGGGGGACAUGAACAAUGCCAAGCUGUUCAGUGAUGAGGCAGCUAACAUUUAUGAGCGGGCCAUUGGAACCCUGCUGAAGAAGAAUAUGCUGCUGUAUUUUGCCUUUGCUGAUUAUGAGGAGAGCCGAAUGAAGCAUGAGAAGGUCCACAGCAUAUACAACCGUCUUUUAGCCAUAGAGGACAUCGACCCAACGCUGGUGUACAUCCAGUACAUGAAGUUUGCCAGGAGAGCUGAAGGGAUUAAGUCCGGCCGUACAAUUUUUAAAAAGGCCAGAGAAGAUGUCCGUACUCGCCACCAUGUCUAUGUGUCAGCAGCUCUGAUGGAGUACUACUGCAGCAAGGACAAAUCUGUGGCCUUUAAGAUAUUUGAACUUGGCUUGAAGAAGUAUGGAGACAUACCAGAGUACAUACUGGCAUAUAUUGAUUACCUCUCUCACCUCAAUGAGGACAACAACACCAGAGUCCUUUUUGAGAGAGUUCUGACUUCCGGCAGCCUGUCUCCUGAGAAAUCCGGGGAGAUCUGGGCACGUUUUCUCGCUUUUGAGAGUAAUAUUGGUGACUUGGCCAGUAUCCUGAAAGUGGAGAGGAGGCGUUUCACUGCCUUCAAAGAUGAGUAUGAAGGCAAGGAAACUGCCUUGCUUGUGGAUAGGUAUAAAUUUAUGGAUCUGUAUCCCUGCUCCACAAGUGAACUCAAAGCUCUUGGCUACAAGGAUGUGUCGCGUGCCAAACUAGCUGCCCUGAUUCCAGAGGCAGUGGUGACACCUUCUGCUCCAACGCUGAAGGAUGAGGCCGACCGAAAACCAGAGUAUCCCAAACCUGACACAAACCAAAUGAUCCCCUUUCAGCCUCGCCAUCUGGCCCCUCCUGGACUGCACCCUGUGCCUGGAGGAGUGUUCCCUGUCCCCCCAGCUGCUGUUAUCCUCAUGAAGCUUCUCCCUCCACCCACCUGCUUCACGGGUCCUUUUGUGCAGGUGGAUGAGCUGAUGGAGACUUUUAGAAGAUGUACACUUCCAGAAACUGUGGAUGCUGCUGUAGAGUUGAUUACUGGUAGACUUCCAGAAUUGGCCAGUGAAGGAAAUGGUCCAGUGGAGAACCACGCUGUGUCAAACAAGUCCUUGAAGAGACCCAAUCCUGACUCAGAUGAGGAGGAGGAGAAGGGAGCCAUUGCUCCUCCAGUUCAUGACAUCUACAGGGCACGACAACAGAAGAGGAUCCGAUGAGCCCCCAUUUCACCAGUCCCUGACAGAGAGAGGAAUCUCCUACUCGCUCACACACACUCACACUCAUAGACUCCUCUCUCUGUGCUCAUUUAUGCCCAUAAUGGACGUUAACUCCCUAACAUACCAGUGUCUGACCUCUGAUUUGCAGGGCUCUUGAUGAUAGCUUCUUCCUGAACACAGAUUGUUUUACUGUGAAUGGCACACACAGAGGAUGAUUGAGAGGAAUGUAAUCCCUUUCUGUUGACUUCUGUGGCCUACAGAUGUCCUUCAGUUCUUGUGAUUGAUUCAUGGCUUAAAUAAUUUGAUUGAGUCUCACUAUCACUCAUCUUCAGUCUCUUGCUUUUCUUUUUCUUUUUUUUUUUUUGGAUUUUUUUUUUGGAUUUUUUUUAACAGUUUUAUUUUUAAAAACUGGGUGGCUUGUAUUGUACAGAGUUUUUAUUCUGAACGUUGCAUUGACACAGUUCUGAUCUUGCCAUCUUUAGUCCUGGUAAUGGAAGAACAUUGUACAUUGUUUUGUAGUCAAAUGGGGAUUACACCAUU
Chanos chanos (milkfish) is the source of this 2798-nucleotide messenger RNA. RefSeq names its product cleavage stimulation factor, 3' pre-RNA, subunit 3 (gene cstf3). Gene Ontology annotation, biological process: mRNA 3'-end processing. The transcript is spliced from 21 exons. The coding region runs from base 108 to 2258 and encodes 716 amino acids. Gene Ontology annotation, molecular function: protein binding; mRNA binding. The record is from RefSeq and is a predicted model, not a curated record. Gene Ontology annotation, cellular component: nucleus. NCBI's taxonomy places the organism in Eukaryota, Metazoa, Chordata, Actinopteri, Gonorynchiformes, Chanidae.